Messenger RNA from Owenia fusiformis, 415 nucleotides. The record is from the annotation of a GenBank genome assembly. NCBI's taxonomy places the organism in Eukaryota, Metazoa, Annelida, Polychaeta, Sabellida, Oweniidae.
GUUGAAUGUGCUUUUAACAAACUCAGAGUGGGUCUUCUUUUAAAAUCGCAACUAUAUGCUCAUAAUUUCACCAGUGUUAGUGAUCCCUUUUGUAAAUGUGGAUUACCACAAACACCUUCUCAUUUUAUCUUAAAAUGUCCUCUGCUUGUAAACGAGCGUGAAACUUUAUUUGCAGGACUGCGAACUUCAGAUCUUCAUCUUUUGGUUCAGAGUUUGAACACAGUUGACAAAAUUCAGUUUCUUUUGUAUGGUCAUGAAAAUUUAGAUAAUUCAUUAAAUGAAAAAUUAAUAGAACUAAUGAGUCAUUUUGUGAAUCAAAGUUUGAGCCAAAUUGAUCGGUUUGGCUAAUUUUUGCAUGCAUGUGUUAACUCAUCCCUGGCACAUGGGAUUAUAGUUUCUUAUAUGAGUUUUAACA